AUGAGACUGCGAUGCGGUGCGGUGCGAUGCGAUGAGAAAAUGGACCCUGAUUCGAGUGCGGAUUCUGGCGACGAGAGCGGCGAGUCCGACGCGCUUCUCUCGCUUCCCGCAAGCCUCUUUCCUGUGGGCCGUUUCCUGCGCGAAUUUCCAACGCUCGUCAUUCUCUCUCUCUUUCACUCGCCCUCGUCAGCUGCUCAGGAGCCACGGUCAGAAGGCAAGGCCGUACCGGGAAUUCUCAGCGGCUGGACACUGUGCUAG
Messenger RNA from Pseudozyma hubeiensis SY62, 258 nucleotides. RefSeq names its product putative transcription factor. The record is from RefSeq and is a predicted model, not a curated record. NCBI's taxonomy places the organism in Eukaryota, Fungi, Basidiomycota, Ustilaginomycetes, Ustilaginales, Ustilaginaceae. Bases 1 to 258 code for a protein of 85 amino acids. The transcript has a single exon.